Molecule: messenger RNA, 579 nt
Organism: Solanum stenotomum
Lineage: Eukaryota; Viridiplantae; Streptophyta; Magnoliopsida; Solanales; Solanaceae
Product: myb-related protein Hv1-like
Exons: 3
Coding region: 181-549 (122 amino acids)
Source: RefSeq, a predicted model, not a curated record
CUCACAACCACUUAUUUAAAAGGAUAAUUUCAACUCUUUACCUAUAUCUCACGCAUAUAAUAAUACCUUUUAAAAUUUCUUUAAUUCCGUACACAAUCAAUCAAACACCUCAUAUAAAAUGAGACACAGAGGGACUAUUUCUUUAAAGUAUCUACAAGAAAAAUAGUCACUAAAGAAAAAAUGAGCAAGUCUUGCUAUGAUCCUAACAAGGAUAAAAUACAAGAAGCUUGGUCUAAAGAUGAUAGUAUGGCUAAUUGUUGCUCUAAAAGGAUAAUUUUUUCUAAGGAAGAAGAUGAUCUUAUCAUCAGGUUUCAUGCUCUCCUUGGUGACAGGUGGUCACUUAUAGCAGAAAGAUUACCUGAGCAUAGUACUAUUGAAGUGAAGAAUUAUUGGAACUCCCAUUUAAAACUAAAACUUACAAAAAUGGGAAUCGAUCCAAUGAAUUAUCGUAUACAAGAGUAUGUUCAUAAGAAAAAUCUCGAAUUUUUUUCAUCAAGAAAUAAAGGAUUCGAUGUAGAAAUUUCUGAUGCUGAAAGUUCUUCUGCAUAAUAAUAUAUCAUUUAUUUUAAUUUUAGUUUA